Marchantia polymorpha subsp. ruderalis is the source of this 1981-nucleotide messenger RNA. Lineage: Eukaryota; Viridiplantae; Streptophyta; Marchantiopsida; Marchantiales; Marchantiaceae. The record is from the annotation of a GenBank genome assembly.
UCCGUGUCCCAGCCACUGACCGACGCUCGCUCAGGGGCGCAUUGACGAUCGAUCGCUCGCUCGCUCGCGCUCGCAAUUGCCGACGCCUUGACUCGAUUCGGGGCGCGAUUUCGAAUUCGCCUCGAUUGCCGUGGAGCGCUCGCUGCCAGGGCGACCGGCGAUCGCCGCAAAUUUCCGGCCCUUCUUCGGGAUUGGGCUCGCUCAGAUUUCCUCGCUUUCGGUUUGGGCUGUUGGAGCGAUUUGUACUCGGUGCUUUUCGGCAGGCCGAGCUCCCGAGCAGUUGGGCUGGUGGGGCUGCGCGAGGCAUGCCCCGCGGGGGCGUCGUUGCGCAUGAGGACAGCUUGUUGCUCGGUGGAUUCGUGCGGAGCUCGCGCAUUUUUUCCGUAUUUAAGCUCUGAGGCCCAGGGUCGAUUUUAGGGUUCGGUGUGCACUGGCGAUGGGAUCCGUGUGACCUGCGGGCGAGCGAGAUGAUGAUUUUGUGACGGUCUUUUCGAGUCGGUGGGUAUGUCUCCCGGAGGCUUUGUUGCGGCCGAUUUUCAGACGCUGCCGAGUGGAUAGGCUGAAGAUUCAGGGAUGUCUCGAGCGCUGGUGGUGGUGAAAUCCGCGUUUCGUGGCGGAGGAUUAUCCUCGUCGGAAGAAUAGACGCUUUAUGUCUCAUGGAGAGUCUUGUGGAGCGCGGAGCGUUCUGGCCGAGAAUGUGACGGUCAUGUGGGCAUUAUUUUCUUCACUCCGAGGACUCUCAGGGAGUCUGGUCUUGUGCGAAAUUUCUCCCGUCGGAGAUUGGCCCCCACGAGGAGUGUGUUCGACCGUAGUACUGGUCCCCGCUUCCACCUGAAUCAUUAGCCCGUAGAUGUUCAUAUCUAUUGUUAGACCCGUGGCAAUUCGUAUCCUUUUUACGCAACGACAGGGAAUCGACCUCUCCUAUUUCAAGUAGCUUGGUUUCUCCGAGAGAAGCAGAAAUGGGGAAGAAUCAGGCGUACAAGGCCAUGCAGAGGGCGAAGAUGGCUUCUCAUACCGCUGCAGGCGGUCCCGAUGAAAUUGAUGACGGAAUGAUGGACGGAUCUUUCCAUUCACCAGAGUGGCAUGCAGCACGCUUGGCGAGUCUACAAACAUCUCAUACUGUCACCUGGGAGGAGUGGAAACAAAAGCAGAAGGAAGACGCAAAGAGACAGGGCGAGCUAGAGGAUGACGAGGCGCGAAUGAUGCGUGAGUACAGAGCUCAGCUCGAUGCCGAGCGUGCCCGUAAGCUCGCUCGAGGGAAAAAUCACCUCGAUAAGAGAGAGAAACUGAGAAAGGAGAAGAAGGAGAAAGAGAAGGAGAAGAGCCGUAGUGGCAAGAAGAGGAAGAAGUCAUCGAAGAGGCGGAGAGGAAAAAGCGAUGCAGAUUCCGACUCAGAAACCUCAAGCAGCGACGAGGACGAGCGCGAGUACAGGAAGGAGAGAAGAAAGUCAAAGAAGGACAAGAAGGACAAGAAGCACAAAUCGAGAAGAAAACGCUCGCGGAGCUCGAGCGAUGAGAGCUCGAGCGAUAGAGAGGAGUCGGGCCCCCUACCGCUUUCGUGCUAUUUCGAAAAUGGGAAGUAGACGAGAAUUUCGAACCUGAGUGAGUCUCACGCACAUUUUCGCUCGCUUUGGACCGAUGCCUCCUCGGACAGAACAUGGAACGAUUAAAUUCUCACUGCGGGAGGGAGGGAUGAAGAUCUGGAGGGCGGAUCACGAGGUGGCUCGGUCGAUGGAAACUAGCACUACACUGUAGCACGGACUUCUUUUUUCUCGUCCAUGGUUGAGACUGGACGCAAUUGGUUCAGUCUUAGUCUUACAGUGCUAUUUGCCACACGUUGGGUUCAUUGGCCCUCCGUGUUCAUGUGGAAUAGAACAGCCAGCCGUUUGAGGUUUUUUCACUGGUGUGUAAGUUCGGAGGAAACCUUCAACUUGUUUCACAGGAAAUUUGUGAUGAGAAGUAAAAUUAUUUGGAUAUUUGU